GCUUUCAUAUAAUUUGACAAUAUCAUGACAUAAUCGACCUUGACAGUUUUCAACGUGUUAACUGUUGAUGCAAUAGAUACUUAUAUAGAUUCUGCCUUUUUCCUACAUUUUUGCAGUGCCAGCAAUGGCUACAUCCUCAACCUCUGGCCUUCCACAAGAUGAUGGUCUGUGGAUAUUUCUUCGCAACAGAGGUGUUCCUGAGGAGAGUAUCCAGAAAAUGCAGCAGGAUCAUAUCGACAUCUCGCUCAUUGGAGAGAUAGAUGAUGCCAUUAUGGCUUCUUACAUUCCCGCAUAUGGUGACAGGAUUGCCACAAGGCGUUUCUGUAUGGACAAACAGAGAAGAGGUGGAAAUGAGACAAAAAGACUGUCCUUAUUUGAAAAACUUAAAAAAAAAAUGGGCACAAUGAGCAACACAGACAGCGAUCAAGAUUUUGAGAGGGAAAAUACCGUGCAGUCAAAAAAAAUGCAUCUAAGAAGUAAUAAGAGAGCCUGGAAGACAACCAGAAAAAUAGAGUUAGGGUGGAUACAUGAUAACAGACAAGUCAGAAAACGCAGUGGUGGAGGAACCAGAGUUCUUGAUAUUAACAAGAGUGCCACCAAAAUUGAGAUUUUGUCACAAGCAAAAAAACUGUUUUUCCAUAAUGAAAAGUCAGUGAUGGGAAAGUGGGAAGAGUUCAGUCACGAUGUAGUUGACUUUCAGGAAGCACAAGUUGAUGAGGAUGUUAGUGUAGGAGAGUACUACGAAACCCACAAAUUUGGGUUGUUAAGAUUUUAUUUGUUCACAAAGACCCUGACCAGUGAAGAUGACCCAGAGGAAAGAGCUGAUGUACUUACAGAUGAGCAACAUGAAAACACAACAGAAUCUGGACAAGAGAAGCACACAAUGGAAGACGUCGAGCAACUGACACAGGAAAGACAUAACAGUGAAAAUGAAAUGCACACAGUCAAAGAUGAUGAGCAAAGUACUGCUACAGUGUCAGCUGAUGUCUCUCCUGCAGCUAUUCAGAUUAUUGACCUUACAUCUUUGUGUAAUACAUCAGAAGUCGUUUUUGGUCCUUUGACAGGUGGGCCGUUUUUAGGUGCUCUUGAUGAUACACUCAUAUAUGAGCCAAUCCUUGCCAUAGAAGACGAACAAAUAAACACCCCCACCUCCACCUCAACUCCUAUUAAUGCUGGCACAGCUUCUGCUACACCACCAAGUCCUGCCUAUGAACUUUUGCAUGUGACUGUGAAACUUCACAGAGUGACUCUCGUAGAUGAACUGAUUGCCCAGUUCAAGGAUGAAGCAAUGAUGACCUACUCUUUGAAAUACAGCUUCAUUGAUGAAAUGGGAGCAGAUGCUGAUGGUGUGUCCAGGGAUGUAUACGCUGCCUUCUGGACAGAGUUUUUAGAUUGUGCAGCAGAAGGUGCAGAUGUGAGGGUGCCAUCACUCUCCCCAAAAUGGCAAGAGGAGGAAUGGAAGUCUGUUGGCAGGAUAUUGGCCAAAGGACUGAAGGAUCAUGGAUAUUUUCCAUUUCGGCUGGCACAAGCCUUUACAGCAGCAGUCAUAUUUGGUGAACGCUCUGUUUCACCUGAUUUACUGUUUGACUCUCUGAUGUUGUAUCUUAGUCAGUCUGAGCGUGAUCUCUUGUCCACUGCUUUGCAAGAGGCUGUUGUCAGCGAUGAUGAGGAAGAGCUUCUUGAUCUUAUGGAUCGCAUGGGAGUAAGAACAGUACCAACACAAGAUAACUUGAGAGCUGUGCUUGUCCAGGUCGCCCACAAGCAAAUGAUCCAGCACCCAAAAUAUGCACUGGAUAAUAUUGCAGAGGUUGCAGGGCCAAUACUCAGGGAGUUUUUCCCCAGUGUAGAGGAUAUGAAAAAGCUGUAUGAGGACAUUAAACCAACAACACGAAAGGUCAUUAAGAUGAUAACAGCUUCUCCCACCUCUUCAGCAGAGAACCAAAGUUUGCGAUUUUUACAUCAGUACAUAAGGGGAUUGGAUGAAGUAGGUCUCCGCAAGCUGAUGAGAUUUCUGACUGGGUCUGAUGUCAUCUGUGUAAAAGAAAUUCAAGUCACAUUCACCUCUUUUGAAGGGCUAGCACGGCGGCCAAUUGCCCAUACUUGUGGCCCAACUGUGGAGCUGCCAUCAACUUACAACAGCUAUCCUGAGCUUCGAGCUGAAAUGGAGGCCAUCCUGUCCAACAACUGUUACACAAUGGACAUUGCAUAAAAGUGAAUGAAAAACACAGACACAUUUUUCUCUUCCCAUCAGUGCCAGCAAUGUAGGUUUAGGAGAAAAUGCAAAAUUAUUUCUAUUGCAUUGUGAAUAUUUUGGUGGUAUUAUAUCAGGAAAACAAUGGUUUACUUUGCCUUAAGACUUUUUCUGUUAUCAGAGCAUGUGAGGAGAAUAUGUGACUAACUCAGGGCCUAUGUGAUAAGCACUUUUUUAAAAAAAUUUUGGAUAUUUUCUUUGUAUUUUAAAAGGAAACAGUUAAUUUACUUUUAUUUAUGGCAUUUUUGUUACCAGUCAGAAUCUUUGGACAUUACAUUAUACUUUCAUUAUAAUAUCACUGUUAAAUCAUAAUAGAAUUUGAACCUCUACCUCAUGUCAGAUGUUAAUACUGACAG
Messenger RNA from Acanthochromis polyacanthus (spiny chromis), 2607 nucleotides. RefSeq lists its product as uncharacterized. The coding region runs from base 125 to 2209 and encodes 694 amino acids. The record is from RefSeq and is a predicted model, not a curated record. Gene Ontology annotation, molecular function: ubiquitin-protein transferase activity. Lineage: Eukaryota; Metazoa; Chordata; Actinopteri; Pomacentridae. The transcript is spliced from 2 exons.